Ornithodoros turicata is the source of this 4186-nucleotide messenger RNA. Its product is annotated as DNA polymerase eta-like. Gene Ontology annotation, biological process: response to radiation; error-prone translesion synthesis. Lineage: Eukaryota; Metazoa; Arthropoda; Arachnida; Ixodida; Argasidae. Gene Ontology annotation, cellular component: site of double-strand break; replication fork; nucleus. The record is from RefSeq and is a predicted model, not a curated record. The transcript is spliced from 14 exons. Bases 327 to 2624 code for a protein of 765 amino acids. Gene Ontology annotation, molecular function: DNA-directed DNA polymerase activity; damaged DNA binding.
UUCGCGGCGCUAACACGGCAUUAAAAACAGCAGCAGACGAAACCGAAACUCAUAUUCGCAGCAGCCGCAUCGUCACGCGUGUCGUCAUUUGCGAUUUCUUGUCUUUUUCUUUUUUUUUUUCGGACAGCAAGCAAGAUCAGACAAGUUUCAACCAGUUUCAACAACAUGCUAACUGUCGUGUGCUACAUUUGACUGCACACUUUCGUGUGCACGUAUUCCGCUAAUUCUUUUCUAUUCAGUUGCCCCUGUUGCUGUCCAAUUCCUGGAACAGAACGCAGAACCAGCAGAACGAAGUCGCAAGACAUACACGCGUCUUCCACACUUUGAUGAACUGGACAGAGCUCUGUCAGGGCAUAAGCCAAAAAUUUAUUACUGCUCGUGCAUUGUUCACACCGUGGAAAAGAUGGAUAAAGCAAAGUUGUGCAGCUAGACCCGUGAGGCUACUCACCAAAGGCGAAGCAUCAAAUAUGCAACGGGCCAUAGUGCUGGUUGACAUGGACUGCUUCUAUGUGCAAGUAGAAGAAAAGCUUGCACCACAAUACAAAGGCAAACCCUGCGCUGUUUCACAAUACAAUCAAUUCCAAGGAGGAGGGUUGAUUGCUGUAAAUUAUGAGGCCCGUGCAGCUGGCAUAAAACGUGGCAUGAGAGGUGAUGCGGCCAUGAAGCUCUGUCGAGACCUUCAUCUCUUCAGAGUUCCAGAAGUGAGAGGAAAGGCAGACUUGACAAGGUAUCGAAAUGCUGGUGGAGAGGUCCUCCAGGUCAUGAGCCAAUUUUCUGGUGUAAUUGAGAGAGCAAGUAUUGACGAAGCCUACUUGGACCUCUCGGAUGUCCUGAGAGAUGAUGCAGAGAUAGUGACACCCACUGACCUCCCUAAUACUCAUGUGGUGGGCAGCAGUGGCACAGCCGACUCAGAUGGUGAUAUCAGAGCCGAAGGAGUUUCAAACUGGCUCUCCAGCAUCACAGUGGAUUCUCCAGAUUACCUUCUUGCUCGUGCUGCUAAGUUAGUGGAGGAAAUUCGCUUAGCUGUUCUUCGAGAGACAGGCUACAGGUGCUCAGCUGGAAUUGCGCACAAUAAGGUGCUAGCUAAACUUGCUUGUGGCUUGCACAAGCCAAACCAGCAGACUGUCCUGACACAAGGUGCUGUGCCCAGUCUGUUUGCUACACUUCCUGUUAACAAAGUAAGAAACCUCGGUGGCAAACUCGGCGAGGACAUAAAAGAGACACUACAGGUUGAAACUCUCGGUGAAGUAACACGUUUCUCUCAAGAAAGUCUCAUAACUACCUUUGGCGAAAAAACCGGGUCAUGGCUAUACCACUUGUCCAGAGGGAUUGAUCACGAACCUGUCACACUUCGUAAGCUUGCCAAGUCCAUCGGUUGUGGCAAGAACUUUAAUGGCAAGCUCGCCCUGAACACAAGGGACAAGGUUAAAUAUUGGGUCCAGCAGCUCGCAGAAGAGCUCGCAGAACGUCUUCAGCGAGACAGGGAACAGAAUAGUAGAACUGCUCAGUUGCUGGUUGUCGGAGUAAGACAGAAUCAUCCAGGCACCGCGGUGUCCCGCUCUUGUCCACUGACUUGUUAUGACUCUGGAAGAAUAAUGAAUGAUGCACUCUCUGUUUUGUCAAAGUUAAACACAGCAUCACCAGCAGAUGGAAGUUGGUUUCCACCUCUUUGCAACAUCUCUCUUGCAGCAAGCAAAUUCAAAGACACAAUUAAAGAAGGCACACAAGAUAUCUCAAAGUUUUUGUCUGCUGGUCCCUCUGCAACUGGAAUGGAGCUUAAAAGCAGCUCCACAUUACCAGAAACCUUGUCUGAUUCUCACCCUUCAAAAGACACACUGAGAGACACAGCGAGCAAGUCUGAGGAGACCAUUAAACCCCUCUCAUUCGCCGAUAGAUUGAUGCUGCUAUUGCAUGACCGUGGUGAUGUUAAAGCGAAAAACGAUAGAGGCGUUGUUGAGAAACCAAGUGCAGCAACAGUACACCCCAACAGGCACCAAACUGUGGAGCAUGGCACACCAAAAAAGUUUCUCGUUGACCCUGAAAGUGUAGAUAUGUCAGUUCUACCCUUCCUGCCACCCAGUAUUAAAGAUGAGAUAGAGUACUCCAUGAAGCACUCCACUGCAGCAGAAAAGAAGGUAACAGGAUUGAGGAAGUAUUUCAAAAGCAGUCCCUCUAAACAAGAUACGAGCAUGCAGGAUGCCAACAGGGCAUCCUCAGUAAGUGCACUCACUGAUGAUUCUUGGAAUGAUUCAGCCAAAUUUGUUCACAAAGCUGAGGGAUCAGCUCAAGAGGAUCGUUGUGAUAGUGUAGCCCUUGAAGAAUCUAACGUGUGUCAGCAUGAGGAGGAUUCGGACUCGAGGUAUGUCACAGUAAGUGCGUCUGAUGCUCCAGAGGGGCAGUCAUUGAAAAAGGAGGAAGGAGGAAGCAUGCCUGGAGUAGAGAUGUCGAAGCUUGAUUGCGAGCUAGUGCGGAAAUGUGGCAAGUGCGGAAAGGACAUACCAGUGUGGGAGGUGCAGGAACAUGAGGACUAUCACUUGGCAUGUGAUCUUAGCUCUGGAUUGGACAGAACACAAGUUCCGCUUCUCAAAAGGAAGAAAGUGGAGGCUGCACCAAAGAAAGGCUAAUGCACAGUGUAAGACAGACACCCGCUGAGACUGCGACUGAUUCUUCAACGGUGACGGUAGUACCGUCAACAUCGUCUGCGGCGUCGAUGAUGUCAGAAGGACCCACAGGAAAGCGUGAGAGAUUUCUGUGGCAUGCAGACAGAUGGCACCACCACGUACAGCCAAAAUCCCAGCGGGUCAGUAUCGGUUAACCACUGCUCACAAGAAUCCGUGUAGCAACUGUAUGCUUCGACAUAAACAAAAUCUCUCUGGACAUUUUAGACAUAUUUUUCUAGUACUUAAUGGGAUUAAAAUUCUCACCUCGGAUCUAUUUAUUUUGUGACCAGCCAACAAAAUUGAAGGAAGCGCGACACGUAAUUUCUGACGUCUGCGGAAAAAUUUCCAACAAUAAGAUAAAUUUCUGGCUCCGUUAAGUGGUAGAACCCAUUGAGAUCUUCCAUUUCAGACUUAUUUUAUGCAAAUUGAGAUAUUCCUUGCGGAUUUACGCGGUUUGAAAAAUGCCAUUGGGGCAGGAGGGUGUUGCACCCCCUUAAUGUAUGUGCUAGUUACCACCAAGCAAAAAGUGUGUAUGAAAGUUGACAAGAAAAAGUUUGCCUGUUACCAUGACCGCGGUAGAAUACCCUCCUCGCUUCUCCGUUUCACUUGAGCGUCUGUCAGGUGUCGCUGCUUAUCUUUCCAUUUGAUAAGACACUUUUGUCAAUGGCGGAAGUGGCCUGCUGUCGCCAUUCGGAUUGUGAAAGACUGCCGGAGAAAAUCAAUCCUUGGCUCGCGAAUGUUGUUCUACAGUACAGUAUAGCUGUGGCACUCAGUGCGUUCUGAAGUGAAUUUGUCUUCCUAUAUAUAGUGACGUUCUUAUGAUUGUACAGGAGCAGACAAAGCAGCGUGACCAAAGAUUUCGCUGCAUAAAGAUACAUGAAGCUCAGUGUAUGCUGCUUGCGCGGGAGGACCUCGACAGUUGCGAAAUCUCCGAUCACGAAAUUGAUGUUCUCGAUAGUGUAUUGACAUCAAAAUGGAACGCCAACCUCAGGGGCACGUUCUCGAUUCAAGGAAAAAGAAGGAGAAUGUGCAAUUGCUUCGUGUUUAAAGACACUACACUCAAAUUGACGGGUUUUCGAGGUCUGUCCAAGUCGUUUUAGCGAACGAAAGCCACAUUUUAGCUGCCGUUAGUCUUAGAUGGGCGGACACGACGGAACAGCACGUUGCAACAGGGAUAUUUCGAUCACUUUAUUUCGAGGUGCUCAUAGGCUAUAACAAAAAGUUUCUCAAGAAGAGUGCCACAGCAGUUUCACACGCAGGGUCAUCUGCCCUAUGGAAAUCGAUGCUUGCUGCUUACAGCUUUUUGCAUCCCACAUUGCACUUUGUUACAAUUGGUUCAAACCGAGCAGCAACUGAUUGGCCGAAUGUUUUCCUUCGUAUCUCCUUUGGGCAUCGGACAUUGCACAUCGGAAGCAACCAUCAAAACAACGCAUAUGACUGACGGUUGUCAACGCACCAGCGACACCUGGCGUUGUGACGUGAAAAACAGCCAACAGGUUUACCUCCUUUUUUGUCAUCCGCAUCAA